This is a messenger RNA of Haemonchus placei, 1347 nucleotides long. NCBI's taxonomy places the organism in Eukaryota, Metazoa, Nematoda, Chromadorea, Rhabditida, Trichostrongylidae. The record is from the annotation of a GenBank genome assembly.
UCAGAGGGAAAUGGUGAUCUUAUACGAUUGAUUGAUGCUUACCAAAGGCUUACGGAUCGUAAGCACACUACGGUCGCGAUCAUAUGAGUACUCCAACUUAGCUGUGGGAUCAGAGCUUCGAUUGAUCGUGACGUUGGUAGGUGUACGCUUGAGGCCCCGAACAACAAUACGCUCAAUCCAGGUCUCAGUCUCAUAUUUGCCACUGUCAGCCGUUGGUUGGCCAACAAUCUCAGCCUCGUUGUUAGAAAUCGUACUUCAAAUGAAAUUAUCAGACCAAAAUAUGGGAACCUUUACAAAAAUAAACACCUACUUGUAAACCAUUUCAGCUGAGACGAACAUCCCAUGCUUGUAAAAAUGAGUAGCGCCAUCGUCAAGAUAGACACUACCGUUGGCAUGACCAGAGCGAUCCAAGGCGACAAAUAGAGUCAAGGGAUCCUGAAUCAUCAAACUCGCAGCACGUCUUAUUCUUUGCCACGUUGGGAUUAUGGUACCUCCACGUUGGAAUACCGGAAUGUGAUCAAUUGGUGCAUCAACAUACAACGAACCAGGUUGUUUCUCAGCUCCAGAUUCCCAUUCAUACCAGCGAAUGUUCUUGUCUCUCCCAACUGGGAGCUCCACAUUAACGUUGAAAGAGUCUUUCUCUACAACAGCCCGAACCAGUAACGCAUGACCAACCAUCCAGACCUUUUCUUCCUCAAAGAAUUUCUCCUCUUCGGGAAACUCGAACCAAACAGGUCGCAUAGGCGGUGCGCCGGUAAGAGAAUGCUCUCGGAACAAUGUAUACCAGUAAGGAAGCAAGGCAUAUCGCCGUCUUAUUGCGGAACGAAUUGCAUCCAGUGUUGGCUUAGAGAACAACCAUGGCUCUCGCCUUCUUGUGUCAAUGUGAGCAUGAGCCCUGAACAAUUGCUAUCGUAAACAUCAUUCAAAGAGCGUUCUCAGAUACUACCUGAAGAACGGUUGGAAUGCGCCUGCUUCAUACCAACGAGUGAGUAGCUGUUCGUCAGGGUUACCAAAGAAUCCACCAACAUCAGCUCCAACAAAGGGCACACCAGAAACUGACAAUGACAAUAACAUAGGAGCUGCUAUGGCCAAGUGUGUCCAGUCAGCAGUAUUGUCUCCGGUCCAGAUUGCAGCGGUUCGUUGAGAUCCCACAAAUCCUGACCGAGUAAGUAUGAAUGGCCGAUCCUUCCCACCGGUACGUUGGAGUUGCCCUUCAAAUGUCGAUGAAUGUUGGAGAAAACCAUACAUAUUGUGUAUUUCUCGAUGCUCGAUGCCACCGAAAUGAAGGGCAUCUUUGUUCAUGGUCACCUCUGGUCCACUAAAUACCUGAAUAUGCACGCCAUUUAA